Priceomyces carsonii is the source of this 2196-nucleotide messenger RNA. RefSeq names its product Utp4p (gene UTP4). Gene Ontology annotation, molecular function: RNA binding; protein binding. The record is from RefSeq and is a predicted model, not a curated record. The transcript has a single exon. Lineage: Eukaryota; Fungi; Ascomycota; Pichiomycetes; Serinales; Debaryomycetaceae. Gene Ontology annotation, biological process: maturation of SSU-rRNA from tricistronic rRNA transcript (SSU-rRNA, 5.8S rRNA, LSU-rRNA). Bases 1 to 2196 code for a protein of 731 amino acids. Gene Ontology annotation, cellular component: t-UTP complex; small-subunit processome; 90S preribosome.
AUGGACAUACAUCGUUGUAGGUUUGUGGAUUAUAGCCCACACACUAUUACUGCCGUAUCCUUUUCAAAAAAGUCUUCCUUGGAACAAAUAAAAACAAGUGAUCUUCGAUUAGCUGUGGGUAGAAGUAAUGGAGAUAUUGAAAUCUGGAAUCCUAAAUUCAAUUGGGUGCAUGAGUUGACACUUCCUGGAUCACGAGGAAGGUCUAUUGAGGGAUUGUGUUGGGCUCAUGGAAACGAUGGCUUCCCUAGAUUAUUUUCGAUUGGUGGAUCAACGUAUAUAACUGAGUGGGACUUGAGUACAUGUGAACCUAUUGCAAAUUAUGACUGCAACGCUGGAGUUAUAUGGACUAUAGAUGUAAAUGAAAGUGCAGAUAAAUUAUGUGUGGGAUGCGAUGAUGGGUCUGUCGUGAUAGUUGAUAUAUCUGGAGGAUAUGGAUCACUAGAGCACGAACACAUUUGCCAAAGACAAGAUUCCAGAGUCUUGAGUGCGAAAUGGUUUGGAAAUGAACAGAUAGUAGGAGGAUGUUCAGAUGCUAGAAUAAGGUGCUGGUCUGCAAAUGGAGAGACAAAAGGCAGGAUACUAGGCACCAUGAGAGUCGAUAAAUCCAAAUCGGAAAGUACUCUAGUGUGGUCGAUUACCGUCCUUCCAAAAAGAAGACAGAUUGUAAGUGGAGAUUCUACGGGAUCAGUAAAGUUCUGGGAUAUCAAUUAUUAUACUUUGACUCAAAGUUUCAAAGUCCAUGAAGCCGAUGUGUUAAGCUUGGUUAGUGAUUUAAAUGAGGAAAGAAUCUUUUCAGCCGGAGUUGAUAGAAAGAUUCAUCAGUUUUCUUUGAUCCAGAACUUGAAAGGAUCAAAAUGGAUACAUAAUUUCUCAAGAUUAUUGCAUUCUAAUGAUGUAAGAUCGAUGGCUAUUUAUGAGAGUAAGAGUUAUAAUUUUUUAAUCAGUGGUGGCGUUGAGAAAUCAAUUGUGAUCCAAUCGCUACUCAACUUUCAGGACGGAAAAUACAGAAAAAUAAUAGUUCCCCAACAAAAGUCUAAUAUUUUGGUAAACAAAAGCAAGAGAAUUAUUGUUCUCUGGCAAGAUCAAACUGUCAAAAUUUGGAAGCUAAGCGAUGGAAAGCAUCGUCUUAUUUCAAAGUUGACAUUGAAGGACGAUGAUAAUAUUACAUCUGUUGAUAUCAAUAGAAGUGGUAAUUGUUUAGCGGUGGCAACAUUGUCUAGUGUUAAAAUCUUCCACUUGAAAGAAAAGAAUGAACUGAAGCUUCAAGUUUCAAAAAUAAGAGAUGAUGAAUUCAAUUCCUCUAUUGACGGUGCUAAGAAGGUUAAAUUAUUUUCCGAUAAUCAGUUGAUGGUUCUUACAUCAAAUGAAGACUUUUACACUUUCAAAAUUGAAGAAAAUCAUGUCUUAUUUAAAAACAAGAUAGAGCUAUCAUCUGAAAAGAAAUCGUUUAUUCCUUAUGCCAAUAAUAUCAACAAUUUGACCAUUUCUCCUGAUGAAACCACGAUAACCAUAUCACGAUUCAAUGGAACAGUAGAAGUCAUUUCUCUCGCUGAUGGUUCAGUUUUCCCGUUAACCAGACUUUCGACAUGCCCUCAUUUAAUUCAUUAUUCAGAGAACGACAAAAUCUUGGUCCUUUCAGAAGAUAAUAAACUUUACGAAUUCUUUAUAAAGCAGGAUUUGAAAAACUCUCUUUUAACUCCUUGGUCGAAGAGAAACAGUGAGUUUUUGCCCAAACUGUUUUUGUCGUUAGAAGAAAAGCCGGAAGGCAUCAUAGUACUCAACAAUAGAGUUUGGAUAUACGGUACAAAUUGGAUAUCGUUUUUUGACUUAUCUACUAAUAUUCCAAUCAACAAAAGCUUUCAAAAUUUGUCUUCGAAGAAAAGAAAAAGGGAUAGUUUAACUAUUAUUGAUAACGAAGAUGUAGAUUUUGACGGAGAAGCUGAUGAGGAAGAAGAAAAUGCAGAAAUUUUAGAAUUAUCCUUGAAGCAGAGCCAUGUUGAUAAGUUGAGAAGACAAAUACAAGACAAUGAAGAGGAAGCAAGCGAUGAUGAGAAAAGACCAUAUUGGCUCACUCAAAAAUACAAGUACAUUUUAAAAGUUGACUUAUUGAGUAGUUCAGAAAUUAUUGUCAUAGAAAGGCCCCAAUUCCCUAUUUCAUCGUCACCAGCAUACGAUUUGCCAAAGUUGAGAAUUUAA